Molecule: messenger RNA, 768 nt
Organism: Closterium sp. NIES-65
Lineage: Eukaryota; Viridiplantae; Streptophyta; Zygnematophyceae; Desmidiales; Closteriaceae
Source: the annotation of a GenBank genome assembly
AUGGGGUUUGAUGACGCGUUUCAGGUUAUAGGGUUUGUGGGAGGCUGCAUGUUUCCCCUGUCCACAGCGGCUCAGACGUACAAGGUUCUUAGGACCAAAUCAGCCACCGAUAUAAGCUACGCCUGGCAAUUCAUUUUUGCUCUCGCGCAUCUUCUCUACCUCGUAUAUUCCAUACAUUUCGGCUUAUGGGUCAUUUACAUCCCUCAAUCCGUGGAAAUUGCGCUCUUGAUCUUCAUGAUUGCUGCCAAAGUGUAUUUUGACAAUUUCGGACCCAGGAGCAAGCUCACACGUGCCACCGCGAAGAGUUCGUCCACCACAGCCAUGUUGAGUGUCGGACAAGGUUUGUCGUCGUCGUCUUCCUCCGUAUUCCGUAGCCCACACACCACCCUUCAGCUCUCAAGGCUCAUCAUCCAUCCUUCGUUCAUGUCCGAUCUAGAACUCGAGGUUCCUGGGGCCUUCGACCCGUUUGCUGACGCGAAUGCUGCUGAUGAUCCUGGAGCCGGAACUAAGGAUUACGUCCAUAUCCGUAUCCAGCAACGGAAUGGUCGUAAGAGCCUGACAACUGUUCAAGGCCUGAAUAAAGAAUUCAAUUACAACAAGAUAUUGAAGGAUUUCAAGAAGGAGUUCUGCUGCAACGGAACCGUCGUUCAAGACAUCGAACUUGGUCAGGUCAUUCAGCUUCAGGGCGACCAGCGGAAGAACGUUUCGGCGUUCCUCAUUCAGGCUGGUAUUGCGAAGAAGGACCUCAUAAAGAUGCAUGGUUUCUAA